AUGAUCGUGAUCUGCCAUCUUGGCUUCGACGGUCGACCAUCGAAGCGCGCGCGCUGCUAUUUGCGUGAAGCUUGUUCCGCGCUAUUCUUAGCGGCCAGUGGCCACUCGGGAUGCGAUCUCUUCCAUGAACGACGACGACGACGAGCGCGCGCCUCUGCUCCCUCCUCCCCCUCCUCUCUCGCAUCCGCUGUGGCUCGUCGCCCCGCUGGCUGUGCUGUGCCGCGUGGCGGUGUGCUCAAGGGCCUUGUGUGUGGGUGGCACUACGACUCGGACGCGAUCGACACGCCUGGGCCCGAGUCGUGCGCGGUGCCCGAGGUGGAGGCGCGCUUCGCACGGUUCUUGUCGCUGGUCGCGGUGCUCGACGGGCUCGGCGGCCUCGCGGGGACGGCCCUGCUGACGCUGCUCGCCGCCUCCCGGGGCCGCCGGCCCGCGCUCGCCUUCGUCGUCCUCUCCGGCCUGCUCACCGACGCCCUCGCGCUGGUCACGCUCCGCACGCGCACCCUCCCGGCGACGCUCGCGUGGCUGUGCGUCGCGACGCUGUCGCAGCCGACGCACGCCGCCUUCGCCGCGACGCUCGUGCUCGUCGACGUCGUUGACGCUGAGACGCGCACCGCGGCGCUGAGCGCCCUGGCCGGCUGGGGCGCGCUCGCAGGCGUCCUCGCGUUCCCCGCGGGCGGCGCGCUCACGACGCACGUGGCCGCCGGCCGGCCCGGCGCGGUGUACGUCGUCGCGGCGGGGCUGUGGGUUAGUGCGGCGGCGUACGUGUGGGCGCGCGUGCCGGAGACGCGCCGCGGGCCGGGCGGGGAGCAGGAACAGCGCCGGGGGGUGAUGGAGCGCGUGCGCGCGAUGGGCGGGCUGCUCGGGCGGCGGAGCCGGGUGGGGUGGCUCGCGGCGCACGCGCUGCUCGCGGGGACGGGCCUGGGCUACGCGCUGCCCGCGGCGCUGACGCUGCUGACGGCGCGCGACGGGUACGCGCCGGCGGACACGGGCCGAGUGCUCGGCGUGCUCGGCGGCGUGCAGGCGCUGGUGCUCGCGGUGGGCGUGCCGUGGCUGAGCGGGCGGCUGGGCGGGAGCGAGGUGGCGCUGGCGCUGGGGUCGUAUGCGGUGGAGUGUGCGGCGUGGCUCGGGUUUGCGGCGGCAAGGGGGCGGGCGGGGCAGAUGGGCGCGAUUGUGGUGGCGGGCCUCGGCGCGGGACACGGGCCGACUGUCCGGAGCAUCGUCGCCGCGAGCGUAGCGCCCGCGCAACAAGGCGAGGCGCUCGGCGUGUUCGAGAGCGCGUGGAGCCUCGGGCUGCUCCUCGCGCCGCUCGUCAUGGGCACCAUUCUUGCGCGGACGAUCGGGACGCGCCCCGGGACGGUCUUCUACGUGCAGGCGGCCGUUGUGGCGGUCGCCGGCGCCGUGCUCCUCGUCGGGACGCGCACUCGGCGCCGGGCGCAGGUGGAGCUGCAGGAGGACUCAGCCGACGAGUGA
Messenger RNA from Mycena indigotica, 1470 nucleotides. RefSeq names its product MFS general substrate transporter. The transcript is spliced from 7 exons. Gene Ontology annotation, cellular component: membrane. Lineage: Eukaryota; Fungi; Basidiomycota; Agaricomycetes; Agaricales; Mycenaceae. Gene Ontology annotation, biological process: transmembrane transport. Bases 1 to 1470 code for a protein of 489 amino acids. Gene Ontology annotation, molecular function: transmembrane transporter activity. The record is from RefSeq and is a predicted model, not a curated record.